AUGGAAGCCCAGCCUUCGCCUGACGAUGCUUUUGCACCCUGCUGCAGAUCAUUGAGGCGUAGCGAUCCACCCAGUAUACUCACUUACUUCUUUAGUCCCGAAAACUUAACCCGUAACCCACUUUCAGCUCUGAAUAACUGCUGCUACGUGAGUAUUGAUAGAGCAAUGGUUCCUUGCAUGAUCGAAGUGACUAUGCUUGGCCACGGAAAAUUACCUCAUUACUUCAUCCCCGUACCGCCAAAUAUUCAACCUCAGUUUCCAUCAGUAGGAGAGUUUGUGCAAUGGACUCUUCAGACGCACCCAGGGAAUCAAAAUAUGAUGGAUGUCGAGUCUUUUUCGAGGGGACUUCCAUUUUUCUGGGAGUGCUCCGGGGAAAUGUAUGGAGUUGGACUUCCUCAUCUUCAGUACAAGGCUGUUGUUUUGACAGCCCCUGUGGGUGCUAAACUUGUGCAAUAUUCUGAUUGGUGGGUUUCUCUGACAUACGAUGUCGUAAAUCGAGGCAGAGGCAGAGGUACAGGUUGA
Molecule: messenger RNA, 522 nt
Organism: Botrytis byssoidea
Lineage: Eukaryota; Fungi; Ascomycota; Leotiomycetes; Helotiales; Sclerotiniaceae
Exons: 1
Coding region: 1-522 (173 amino acids)
Source: RefSeq, a predicted model, not a curated record